Sungouiella intermedia is the source of this 1971-nucleotide messenger RNA. NCBI's taxonomy places the organism in Eukaryota, Fungi, Ascomycota, Pichiomycetes, Serinales, Metschnikowiaceae. The record is from the annotation of a GenBank genome assembly.
AUGCUUGGGUGUGCUGUCUACGUGUCCGAAAUCGAUGGUCUCUGUCCAAAGGAAGGUCUUAGUCUGUGCCUAUGCGUGAAUUCUUACGCCUACUUGACGAUGGCGGGAUGUCUAGGUGACAGCAGUUCAGAACCAAAUGCUACCAUGGCCGCCUUCAUUGAUUACUGUGGUUCCCAUGGUAGAGACCUAAACAUGGAUACCCUCUACUCUGCAUACGCACAAUAUACUCGCCUUGCAACUCCAGUGGCUGCGAACCAGUCACUUUCGGCGCCUGUCAGGCUUAACAAGACCGAGAUUGCAUUGUACAGACAGGCGUAUGAAGUCUUGUACUGCAACAAGGACAAGUCAAUAUAUUAUGGAUUAGUGCUCGUGGCAUAUUGGCUAGCUGUCUUUUUCGUUGCUGGUGCUUGCAACUUAUUUGUGGCACUUUUUCCGUCGUCAAGGCUUUGGUUCAAUGGGAAGGUAUCUCUAGCAAUUCGUCGCUAUUUUACAUUACCUCCGAUCCACAAGAGUCGCCUACUUUCCAAGAAGUCCCUUGGGUUCAUCCACUAUUAUACCCCCUCGAGAUUAGAGUCAUUUAUCUUGAUAGGAUUCGUGGGCCUCACUACUGGUCUAUGCUUUGUUGGCUACAGGUGCGUGGAAGGCGAUCCUCUUCAUCUCACAGAUAGUAUUGCCAUGGCCCAUUAUGCCGCUAAUAGAACUGGAAUCAUGUCUGCGGUCUUGGUUCCAUUGGUUGUUCUCCUCGCCGAACGAAACUCGUUGCUACAAAUGAUCACCAAGUGGAACCAUGCGACUUUCUUGCUUUAUCAUCGCUGGAUAGCCAGAGUUACUUUGAUCCUCGUGGUGGCACAUACAGCUUUAGCCAUUGUUAAGGUCUCCCUUUCAGGUGUAUUCCUUGAGUCCAUUUGCCAGACGUACUUGAUUUGGGGUACUGUUGGGACAGUGGUAGGAUUCUUCCUUUUCAUCCACAGUCUCUUAUGGCUCCGCAGGAAAUGGUAUGAAUUGUUCUACACAUUACACGUUGUCUUCGGAGUCAUUUUCCUUGUGUCCUCUUGGGUGCACUUGGCCAAGUUGGGUUAUCUGUUCUUAAUGCUCAUUGCAAUUGUCAUCUGGAUCGUUGAAAGAUUCAUCAGAUGGGUGAGAAUUCUUUCCUUCGGAUUCCCCAUUGCAACCGUGACACUCUGCGCCGAUGAAACUCUCCGUGUGGAAAUCCCAAGGCCAAAAUACUGGAAACCUAUUUCCGGUGGACAUGGGUGGCUAACGUUUGGCAGCCAUUUCUGGCAGUCGCACCCAUUCACUCUCUUUGAGUCAGUUAAUAAAGAAGACACCAUCGUGUUCCUAACUGCGGUCAAGCUGGGAAUCACUAAGAAAAUGGCAGAAAAAAUCAAAGCAGCAAAUGGAGAAAGUAUGAGAAUGAGAGUUACUGUGGAGGGUCCAUACGGUGAAUCUACUCCCAGCAAAUAUCAUGACAGCGCAGUCUUCAUCGCAGGAGGAAACGGAUUCCCUGGUAUUUUCUCCGAGGUUUAUGAUUUAGCAAAGAAGACACAGCACUCUCUGCAGAAGUUGAAGUUCUACUGGAUAAUAAGAGAUUUGAAGUCUCUUUCAUGGACACAUAACGAGUUAAAAGCUCUUGCAAAAACAAAAAUCGAUGCAACUAUCUACGUGACCCGGCCAGUGAACUUUGCAAAAGAAGCUGAUUCAGAUUCAGAUGAGCUCAGUGAUGAGAAAAGUGUUGGACCCGACAUUUGGACUAUCAUCUGUCAAUCCUUUCCUCACAUACAGUUUAAACAAGGAAGAGCUAGUAUCCAUCAAUUGGUGGAUAGAGAGGUGGAAGAAUGCAUGAACAGCAUUGCAUUCAUCAGUUGCGGUCACCCUGGAAUGGUCGACGAGCUUCGCCGUGCUGUGGUGAAGAAGUUGGGUAAUACGGAUAAAAGAGUUGACUGCUUUGAGCAGUUGCAGUCAUGGGCAUGA